Molecule: messenger RNA, 2381 nt
Organism: Cylicocyclus nassatus
Lineage: Eukaryota; Metazoa; Nematoda; Chromadorea; Rhabditida; Strongylidae
Source: the annotation of a GenBank genome assembly
AGGUUGUUCGCUAUAGCGCAGUGGGUGGGGGACCAUGAUCAGAACAUCUCGAAUUCAGUGGAUAGCAAUCAUCGUCAUGGUGACAAUCUCAUUCAUACUCAUCCAUAACGCUUACACUGUUCAUAAAAACAGUGGCAAGCCACUCAUCAAAGGAAAUAUUGAAGCUGUCAAAAUUGCCAGCAUGCCUCGUCCUGCGAGUAUAUCCAGCUUCAAGGAACCAGAAUUUCCCUUUGAAGUAAUUGUGACUGGGCAAGAUGCUGAUAGAGAUGUAAGAAAGAAUGGAGGAAAGUCAUUUGGCGCAGCUGCUUUCAGUCUGGAAGGACAAACAUGUCGAAUACCAAAGCUGGAUAUCAACGGUUCGGAAGUCAAAAACUUCUUUUUCAAUUCAAAGCCUCUUGAAUGCUCAAAAAAUCCUCAAAAUUGGCUUUUCAUCGAUGGUAGCAACAAUGUGCAGUAUAUAGAAAGCAGGAAGAGCGCCAAGUGCAGCGGAUCAUACGUUACGAGAAAGAAUGAUUCAAUGAGUAUCCAUACUGCUUUUGACUCGUUGCCAGCCGGUAAUCCCAUGAAGUCUGAUUUCGCCGUCGUCCGCUGCAAGGAUGGAGAGCAAACAUGGGACGGUAUACUGAUGAGCGUUGUACGGCGGAGUGAUCAGGAAUUACUCAACCAUGACUCGAUGAAAAGUCCAGAUGGCUCUGGAUUGAAUGUGUAUUUCUUGGGAUUUGAUUCGCUCAGUCAAAUGUCUUUCCGACGAAAAUUGCCAAAGUCUGUCAAAGUUCUCGAGGAAGUGUUUGACGCGGUGGUUUUGAACGGGUACAAUAUUGUUGGUGAUGGCACACCUCAAGCAUUUAUUCCAAUUCUUACCGCAUCGACUGAAGAAGAACUUCCUCUAACCAGAAAGCGAUUCCAAAAUGCCAAUUAUGUGGAUGACGUUUAUCCAUUUAUCUGGUCGAAUUUCUCUUCUGCUGGCUAUGUCACACUAUAUGGGGAAGAUGUAUUUGUUGUAGGAGCUUUCAAUUAUCGGUUGAAAGGUUUCCGUAAUCAGCCAACUGAUCACUACCUGCGGACAAUUUUCAAGGAUUACGAAAAGAAAGGAGGACAUUGCCUUGGCUCUGAGCCUCUUCACAAGACUUGGUUCCGUUAUUCGCGUGAAUUUAUGCAAGUUUACAAAGAUAUGCCACGUUUUCUUCUAAUGCAUCAGUGUCGACUUUCGCAUGAUGAUAUAAACUUGGUGGAAGUGGAAGAUGAAGAUCUUGCAUCGACAUUGUUGGAAAUGCACAAGAGUGGUGCACUGGAUGAUGCUCUAGUGAUUGUAAUGGCUGACCAUGGCCAUCGUUUCGCGAAAUUACGCGAAACACAUCAGGGACAACUUGAAGAGCGUUUGCCAUUCUUUGCCAUUUCUUUGCCAGCCAAAUUCCGCCAAACUGAAAUUGGAAAGAAAAUGGCUGAGAAUCUUCGGGGGAACAAGAACAGGUUGACAACGCCUUUUGACAUCCACGCUACGCUUAUGGAUAUCCUUCAUCUCCCAAAAGACCUCAGCGCUAUGCAGGACACUAGCAAACGAUCCCUGUCCCUUUUUCGCCCGAUUCCGGAGAAUCGCACUUGCUCACAGGCUGGUAUAGAAGCACAUUGGUGCACAUGCCUUAAGUGGGAAGACGCUAUGAAUACUCCUGAAGAUAAGGAAAUGUCGCAAAAGUUGGCGCUUGCUAUAGUAAGUGUCAUCAACAGACAGUUGAAGGAUGUAUUCCAUCUGUGCGCCAAGCUUUCGCUCAAAGAACUCCUUGAAGCGAAAAAACUUGUACCGAACGAGGGAUUAUUGAAGUACAAAAAUGUGAAAGACAAGGAUGGUUUUGUUCCGGAUCUGAGCGGAAAAACGAAGACCGCCUUUGCCCAUUAUCAGAUCAAGCUAAGAACGAAACCUGGCAAUGCUGUCUAUGAGGUGACGCUAUUCUACGACUUUGUCGCAAAAGAGGUGCAUAUUGAUUUAAAUUCAAUAAGUCAUCCGAGCAAGUUUGGUGACGCUCCGCACUGUAUCAUAAAUGACAACUAUUUUUUGGCUACUUUUUGCGUAUGUCAUGACAAAGUCACUUCUUUUGAUAGCUAAUUAUCGAUUAGCUAACCUUUGUUAGUAAGAUCUUAUUAAUUCACGGGCGAAUACGUUUCGUUGAUUGAGUAUUAUUGUGAUUCUUUGUAUGUGGAUUUGAUAUAUAUCAUUCACAUUUUGAUUUCAAUAUAGUGUGGUCUAGUAUAGUGCCUUUUCUAAGUUUUCCCUACGCAAGUUGAAGUAUACUUUGGUUACAUUGUUUGGACGAAAUCCUGCGAAUUGCUUCCUAAGUAGUGCAUUUCGCCUAGACGCACUAUGCAUGUGCAUGUGAGUAUACCAG